Messenger RNA from Perca fluviatilis (European perch), 1351 nucleotides. RefSeq names its product homeobox protein HMX1-like. Bases 429 to 1259 code for a protein of 276 amino acids. Lineage: Eukaryota; Metazoa; Chordata; Actinopteri; Perciformes; Percidae. The transcript is spliced from 3 exons. Gene Ontology annotation, biological process: negative regulation of DNA-templated transcription; regulation of transcription by RNA polymerase II. The record is from RefSeq and is a predicted model, not a curated record. Gene Ontology annotation, cellular component: nucleus. Gene Ontology annotation, molecular function: DNA-binding transcription factor activity, RNA polymerase II-specific; RNA polymerase II transcription regulatory region sequence-specific DNA binding.
UGGACAGAUUUAACCAUUAGGCGGUACUGUGCCAUUCUUCAUGAAGCUUUUUCCAUCUCCAGCCCUGAGGACAACACUGUAUCUCUGCUUUGGUUUGCUCCCUAAUUGACCUAAAUACAGCGUCUACAGUCCCUCCAGGCAGACUAUCACACAGUCUACAUGAGAGGCUCCGAAGAACGAGACAGUCUCGGUUUUUUUUGCUGGAGUAAUUCCUCGUCUCUUCCAGACGAAAUUUCUGUCUGGGUCUCUUACAGCGGAGGCUUGAGCUCUUGUUGCUCUAAAGGAUUGCGUCGGGAUGGUUCACGCGGAGCGGAAGACACUCCUGGCUGGAAAUAAGACACGUUCCCGGGAAUGAUUUUAUAAAAUCUAAAUCUGGGAUUUAAAAAAAAAAAAGCUGCCUGGGGAAGGAAGGACAGAAAAAAGUAAACAUGCUUGACAAAAACGCGCCGAGACCGAAGCUGGGUCCUCCGUCGAGAGGUUCGUCUUUUUACAUUGAGAAUUUGCUGCGGACUGCAUACAGAGGGGCUUCAGCUGAGGAGCGGGUGGACACCCCGAGCUUCAAAGUUGCCGUCAGCGGCCCGGUGGUCUGUCCGGGACUGGAAACAAAACGCCUGGACGACAGCAAAGUGCUGAAGUGGAGCGGGACAUCACCAAACACAGCGAAUGGCACCUCGAGAAGUCCACAGUACAAGAACGAUCACACAGACCCUGCGCCUGCGAGCGACCGGGAUUCCCCAACGUUAACAGGACGGGCGGAGGAGAAGGGGGACGAUAGUUUGCCGGAUGACAGAGAGGAGGAGGACGCGCGCUCCUCCUACAGCUGUGACACAGGUGACAUGAAAGUGGCGCGAAAAAAGAAGACCCGCACCGUGUUCAGCCGGAGUCAGGUGUUCCAGCUCGAGUCCACUUUCGACCUGAAGCGCUACCUGAGCAGCUCGGAGCGAGCCGGGCUGGCCGCCUCGCUGCAGCUCACCGAGACCCAGGUGAAGAUCUGGUUUCAAAACCGCAGGAACAAGUGGAAGAGGCAGAUCGCUGCAGACAUGGAGGCCAGCAGCGCCGCCAUCCCGUACGCUGCCCAGAGGGUGGUCAGAGUUCCCGUGUUGUAUCGCGAGAAUGGCACCUCGCCUGCGACGCUGACCGGCCUGCCUCCAGUGACGCCAUCGGUGUUCGGCUUCUCUAAUUCUAUCAGCUAUCCAUUGACUUCCCACUUCAGCCAUCCGGUGUCGUUCAUAACGCCACAGAUGACUGGACUGGUGUGACUUUAAGGGCGGAAGGGAUGUUAAAGAUGCCGCGCAUACUUGUGACUGUUUUGACACCAAUUGAUCAAAUAAAGAUGCUGCAGAAAUAUUCA